AAGCGUCAAGCAGCGCCUUGCCUGGCUUCGGGCAGACGAGCAGCGCCUUGCCAGGCUUCGGGCAGACGAGCAGCGCCUUGUCAGGCUUCGGGCAGACGAGCAGCGCCUUGCCAGGCUUCGGGCAGACGAGCAGCGCCUUGCCAGGCUUCGGGCAGACGAGCAGCGCCUUGUCAGGCUUCGGGCAGACGAGCAGCGCCUUGCCAGGCUUCGGGCAGACGAGCAGCGCCUUGUCAGGCUUCGGGGGCAGCACCGGGUCAGCAUUCGGCGGAGCAGCUGGGCUCGGAUCAGGAGGCAGCCAGGCGUCGUCGAGCGCUGGAGCGAGCUUGA
Guillardia theta CCMP2712 is the source of this 327-nucleotide messenger RNA. RefSeq lists its product as hypothetical. The record is from RefSeq and is a predicted model, not a curated record. Lineage: Eukaryota; Cryptophyceae; Pyrenomonadales; Geminigeraceae. The transcript has a single exon. The annotation marks the transcript as partial.